AGAAGAAGGGCAGAGCGGCGCAUUGCUGCCCCCUGCUGGACAGGAGUGGAAUGACAUGCGGAUGGCGCGGUUCAGAGUGACAGUGAAAUCUGUGAGAGACAGCUGCUUGUUUCUCACCUGUCACUGUGCCACUUGUUCAUCUGAGCCAACCCCAUUGGCUGCACAAAGAUUUUUUACAUGGUUUUAACUCUCUACCGCCAAAAGCAGUUCCCUCAAAGCCCUCAGAUCACUGCAUGACACUUACUUUGACCAGCACUUGAAUUCUGGUGUACUGUGAUAAUGGCGGCUUCUGAGAGAAUGACCAGGCCUGACUGCAUCUACUCCAGUGUCAACAGGCAACAGAAAAAAGGUUUUGUUGAGACAAGACGACACAGUAUUGCUUCAGCAGAAAUCAAGUCAUCUAAGGGAAGAAAAGAGGGAGCACCAAAGCUCCCCUUUACCUGCUUAGACAACCUGAGCUAUCAGAGGGAGGAUUCACCCGUAAUGGCACACAGGAGGCAAAUACUCGACCUUCACAGUAAGGACAGCGCUCUUUUGGCAGGCAACAAGCCUCCCAGAUCCAAUGGCUGCAACAUCAAGGACAAAAUUUCUCUGUGGGAGGGGAAGGAACCCACUCACUCAACCACUACCUCCGGUUCUUCAAGCCAUUGUGCCAGCGUGAAAAGGACAGAAUCACUAACGAAAAGUAACAAUAAAACUUUGGAUGAGCAGAGUGCAGAAAGUAACAGGGGAGUUGCAAAUGAGGAAAAGGAAAAUCUGGGACAAGAGAGUUCUGGAAGUUUGGGGAAUUCAAGGCCUUGUUCACCUUUAGAAACUGUGAAACAGCAAAGAGGCAUGCUAAAGAGCAGCAAGCCAAGUGAGACCCUAAAAGUGGAGGAUGGCAUCAGAACUGGCCUCAAGGAUAAGCAGGAUCAUGAAAAGGAAAAUGAGGAAAGGCUUGGGGAUACGAGGCCUUGUACGCCUACAGUUACAGUACAGCAGCAGGUGGGGACACUGAAGAAAAACAACGAAAGGAGAAAAGGGGAACAAAAUAACCAGGAGAAGAGAGCCGUGUUCAGUCUUUUUAAAAAGCUGGAGGCUAUGGGGGAGAACCAGGGGAAAAUUCCACCAGAGCUUGGAAACUACUUCAGCCCACCGAGUAAGGACAAGCACACAGAGGUCAAGCAGAAAAUACCAGAAGUUAAGGGUCAGAUUCCUGGAGGGAAGUCGAAUGGUGCAGAACUAAAGCAGAACCAAGAAAACGUGUACACAGAACCAGGCACGCUACCCAUCAACCCAGUCCCCAAACCCAGACGUACCUUCCAGCAUCCGUCUCACGCCUCCAUAGGGAAGAAUCAAAGACAAGAGAGAGUGCAAAGAAACCUCCCCCCAUUGCCCUCUGCCUCAAAACCGCCUGCUGGAGGGUACGGGAGACAAAGGGGUGAGAGAGUCAGAGACAACAUUAACAGGAAAUCCUUUGAAUUUGAAGACCUUGAAGGGUCAACCAGCCCGUUCUUGUCUCGCUCGCUGUCUCAGGAACACCACUAUGAAGACAUCCCAGACUCAUCCAAAGAGAACCCAUAUGAGGACAUAGAGUUGGAGAGCCAGUGUUCCCAGCAGUCUUUGCCCUCCUCUCCUGGCGCUGAUACUGCCAAGAUCUCACGGCCUGGUUUCUUCAGGCAGAAUUCAAACAGGAGCUUUAAGCUGCUGGACCUGAGAAGACCCAACCAGUCCACCCAUGGCACCAGCAGUGGGGGUGUAUCAUCUCCGUCCCAGGUUAGCCCUUCAUCCACUCCUAAUGGGCCUGAAAACACCUCCUGGCUUCCCGGGGAUCCAUACAGCCGUACUUGUCGCAGGAUACCAACGGUUGUUCUCAGAAUCAACAGUGUUUUUGAGUCUCGGAUCGGGAAGAAACGUCUACGGAGGAUCUAUCAUUACGCUGAGACAAGCUCAGGGAGAGUAACAGAUGACAACACUGACUCUGAGAGUGAAAUUGAAGAGAGAGCAAAAGCUCAUCGUCAGCGGCUUGUGUCAGUCAAGUCCAUUCUGAGCAAGCCAAACCAGGAUAAGGUCGGCUACAAUGGUACCAGCGGCUCUCGGGAAAAACAGGAGCUUCACCAACGGCAGCUCUUUGAAUAUUUUCUAGUUGUGUCACUGCAGAAGUCGAAGGGUGGCGCCCACUAUCUGCCGGAGGUCACGCAGCAGUUCCCCCCAAAGCUUGAGCGAAACUUCAAGUUCAUGAGGGAGACAGAGGAUCAGCUGAGGAUCAUCCCUCAGUUCUGUUUCCCUGAUGCUAAAAGCUGGGAGCCGGUAGAAAACUACCCAAGUGAGAUGUUCUCCUUUGUUUUGACUGGAGAGGAUGGGAGCAGGAGGUUUGGAUACUGCCGGCGUUUACUGCCGAGUGGAAAAGGCAAACGUCUACCAGAAGUCUACUGUAUUGUUAGUCACCUCGGCUGUUUCAACCUUUUUUCAAAGGUUCUGGAUGAAGUGGAGAGAAGGAGGGCUCUGUCUCCGGCCCUUGUGCAGCCUUUCAUGAGAGCCAUCAUGGAGGCUCAGUUUCCAGCUCCAGGCAGAACCAUCACUAUUAAAACUUUCCUCCCAGGGUCAGGCACUGAGGUGAUGGAGCUCUGUCGACCCUCUGACUCACGUCUGGAACAUGUGGACUUUGAGUGUUUGUUCUCCUGUCUGAGUCUGCGACUGCUCCUUCGGGUGUUCGGGUCUCUGCUGCGUGAGCGAAGGGUCAUCUUCACUGCUGAUAAGCUCAGCACUCUGUCCCAGUGCUGCCAUGCUGUUGUAGCACUACUCUACCCCUUUGUGUGGCAGCACACCUACAUCCCUGUGCUGCCCUCAGCUAUGCUCGACAUCGUCUGCACUCCAACGCCGUUCAUCGUCGGCUUGCUGUCCAGUUCUCUGCCCCAGCUCAAAGAGCUGCCGCUGGAGGAGGUUCUGGUUGUGGAUCUUGGAAACAGCCGAUUUCUCAGACAGUUGGAUGAUGAGGACACCAUCCUGCCCUCUAAGCUCCAAUCAGCCCUUGAGAGUAUUCUAGAGAGGAGAAGAGAGCUCGCUAAUGAGAGAGGAGGAGACACACUGAGUGAUCCUGGCCAUCUAAGCACAGUUGUGUCAGAGGCCUUUGUUCGUUUCUUCGUGGAGCUGGUAGGUCACUAUCCACUAUUUAUCGUCGGUGAACGGGAGGACGGCUACUCCUCCUCUUCCUCCUCCCCGGCCUCCUGCUUCUUCCAGCGUGAGGGUUUCCGAAAAGCAAUACCGUCCAAGACGGUGCGUCGCUUCCUGGAGGUCUUCAUGGAGACUCAGAUGUUCGGCUGGUUUAUUCAGGAGAGAGAGCUCCACAGGCAGGCUCUGAAAGGGCUGUUUGAAGUGAGGGUGCAGGAGUAUCUGGACUCUAUCAAUGAGAAUGAACACCGGAGAGUUAACAGGUUUCUCAGAGGCCUGGGAAACAGAAUGAAAUUUCUCUCCAAGAAAUAACUCCAGUGAGUUAAGAGACAAAGGGAGGAGAAGCAAGACAAGAACCUGAUGGACUGCAGACAUCCAAUAUAUGGAAUAACCAAUUCAGGGCAUUUUGGGAAGUGGUCUUCUCGACUCAUGAUAGACAUGUUGUUGCUGGGAUGUAUUACAAAUAAUUUCCAAGAGAUAACUUUCUAAAAACAUAGUGUAAAAUCAACAGUCUGAGGAUAUUACUGUAAGAUACAUAAGGCUGAAAAAUAAAGAAAAAAACUUGA
Notolabrus celidotus (New Zealand spotty) is the source of this 3716-nucleotide messenger RNA. Its product is annotated as DENN domain-containing protein 2A-like. The record is from RefSeq and is a predicted model, not a curated record. Gene Ontology annotation, cellular component: actin cytoskeleton. The coding region runs from base 280 to 3462 and encodes 1060 amino acids. Gene Ontology annotation, biological process: retrograde transport, endosome to Golgi. Lineage: Eukaryota; Metazoa; Chordata; Actinopteri; Labriformes; Labridae. The transcript has 20 exons.